GACCCGGGCUUCGUGCCCGUGCUGCGGUGCCUGCUGCGCCUCGGCGCGAACCCCGACGCGGCGCGCGCCGGCGGCCAGAUGCCCGCGCACCGCUGCGCGGCGUUCGACCUCACGCCCAUGCUCGCGCUGCUCGGCGAGUUCGGCGCGGAGGUCGACCGCGAGGACGACGAGGGCUACGCGCCGGCCCACGUCUGCGCCGCCUGGGGCAAGACGUCGGCCCUCGAGUGGCUGCUCACGCGGGGCGCGGUCCACGUCGAGCGGCUCCACGGCAACGGCAUGACGCUGUCCAUGUUCGCGGCCGUCAACGGCCACCUGGAGACCCUCAAGUGCCUG
Messenger RNA from Aureococcus anophagefferens, 333 nucleotides. RefSeq lists its product as hypothetical. The transcript has a single exon. Gene Ontology annotation, molecular function: protein binding. Lineage: Eukaryota; Pelagophyceae; Pelagomonadales; Pelagomonadaceae. The annotation marks the transcript as partial. The record is from RefSeq and is a predicted model, not a curated record.